AUGGACAACAAAACAAAAAACAAAAAUCUUUCGAUAAAUAUGACUACACCGUGUAAUUUCAAUUGGGAAGAAUCGAAGUUAGUAACGUAUCCUGGAAAUCCACAUCCGCUGGGUGCUUAUUACGAUGGCCAUGGAAUCAAUUUUGCGUUGUAUUCAGAAUUCGCAACAGCCGUCUAUCUUUGCUUAUUUCGACCACAUCAUGAUAACAAAGACGAAUUGGUUGAAUAUACUAAAAUUAAAAUGAAAGAACAAACGCAUCAAAUUUGGCACAUCUACCUACCAGAUUUCGAGCCCGGCCAAAUCUAUGCUUAUCGCGUAGAUGGCCCUUUCGAUCCUCACAAUGGUCAUCGUUUCAAUGUCAACAAGCUCUUGAUCGAUCCAUAUGCACGUGCUAUUACUGGAACCCUAGAAUGGCAUGAUUCUCUAUUCGGUUACAAUAUCCAUGAUCCAUCACCUGAUAAAGAUCUCACAAUGAAUGUCGAAGAUAGUGCACCAUAUAUUCCCAAGUGUGUUGUGAUCGAUUCAAACAGUUUUAAUUGGGGUGGUGACACACCACCCAAUAUACCGUAUCAUGAAUCAAUUAUCUAUGAAUUGCAUGUGAAAGGUUUUACCAAAUUGCAUCCCGAUAUUCCUGAGGAGAUCCGUGGAACAUACGCUGCAAUAGCUCAUCCAGUAACAAUUGAAUAUCUGCAAAAGCUGGGAAUAACGGCCGUUGAAUUAAUGCCUAUACAGCACUUUACUACGGAUCGUCAUUUGGUUGAUCGUGGCUUGACUAAUUAUUGGGGUUAUCAUACCAUUGGCUUCUUCGCUCCGGAUGUUCGCUACUCAUCUUCAGGAACUUUUGGCGAACAAGUCCUUGAAUUCAAACGAAUGGUCAAGAAACUCCACAAGGCUGGUAUCGAAGUCAUUCUCGACGUCGCAUACAAUCACACUGGCGAAGGAAAUCAGUUCGGACCGACCUUAUCGUUCAAGGGUAUCGACAACAGAAGUUAUUAUCGACUUGCAGAGCAUGACAAGCGAUUCUAUUUCGAUUAUACUGGCACCGGCAACACACUCAACUGUCGAUUACCGAAUGUUCUUCGAUUGAUCAUGGAUAGUCUCAGAUAUUGGAUCUUAGAUAUGCAUGUCGAUGGUUUUCGAUUCGAUUUAGCAGCUACUCUGGCUCGUGAAUUGCAUGCUGUUGAUCGACUGAGUGCAUUUUUUGACAUCAUUCAUCAAGAUCCAGUCAUCGGUCGAGUGAAGUUACUUGCUGAACCAUGGGAUCUGGGCGAAGGUGGAUAUCAGGUGGGCAAGUUUCCACCAGGCUGGGCAGAAUGGAAUGGAAAAUAUCGAGACUGCGUGAGAGAUUAUUGGCGUGGUCAGCCAAGUAUGCUGUCCGAGUUUGCUGAGCGUUUCACAGGAAGUUCAGAUCUGUAUCGUGAAGAACGUCGAGGACCGACUGCGUCGAUCAACUUCUUGACAGCACAUGAUGGAUUCACACUGAACGAUUUGGUAACAUAUAAUGAGAAACAUAAUGAGCGAAAUGGUGAAAACAAUAUUGAUGGUGAAAGUUAUAAUCGUUCGUGGAACUGUGGUGUUGAAGGUCCAACAGAUGAUGUUCAUAUUAAUGAGUUUCGUGAUUGUCAAAAGCGAAACUUUUUGACAACAUUAUUUUUAUCACAAGGAAUACCAAUGUUAGUUGCUGGUGAUGAACUGAGUCGAACACAACAAGGCAACAACAAUGCUUAUUGUCAAGAUAACGAAAUCUCAUGGUUGAAUUGGGAAAAAGCUGAUAAAGUAUUGUUGACAUUUACGCAAAAAUUAAUUAAAUUACGUCGUCAACAUCCUGUUUUCCGUCGUCGAACCUGGUUUCGUGGUCAACCUGUCAAGCCUGGGGAAAUUGAAGAUAUCGCCUGGUUUAAAUUUGACGGUGGACACAUGUGUGAAGAAGAUUGGCAACAUGACCAUGCUAAAUCAUUUGGUGUUUUUAUCAAUGGUCGUGGAAUGCGCGCUAGAACUGCUUUUGGUGUUCGAGUAACAGAUGACAGUUUUUAUAUAAUCUUCAAUGCUUAUCAUGGUUAUAUCGAUUACAAGUUACCGGGUGAAGAAUAUGCUAAAGAAUGGACAUUAAUUAUGGAUACCAGCAAAGAUAAAAUUACUGCUGAUGAUAAUAAAGUACGAAUAUACCAGGCAGGUGAUACCAUAACUGUACAUGAUUGUUCUAUUUUACUUCUACUUUGCGCUAUACCAAAACAUGAGCAUCUUGCAUGA
Adineta ricciae is the source of this 2250-nucleotide messenger RNA. NCBI's taxonomy places the organism in Eukaryota, Metazoa, Rotifera, Eurotatoria, Adinetida, Adinetidae. The record is from the annotation of a GenBank genome assembly.